CAGCUCUGUCCGUAACCCAAGGGGUGUCAGCGGGUCGCAGAUGCUGGAGCACGGGAUCGCGAGGGCUGGAUCAGGACCCGGCAGCGGCAUCGGGAGCCCAGACGACGCAGCCCCGGCUGUAGGCAGCGCCAUGGAGCCAGGCAGCGUGGAGAACCUGUCCAUCGUGUACCGCAGCCAGGACUUCCUAGUGGUCAACAAACACUGGGACGUACGAAUCGACAGCAAGACGUGGCGGGAGACGGUGACGCUGCAGAAGCAGCUGCGCUACCGCUUCCCAGAGCUAGCCGACCCCGACACCUACUACGGCUUCAGGGUCACCAAGGCUUACCUGGCACUGGUGCGGGGGCACGUCCAGGAGAGCCGCAUGACCAUCAGCUAUGCCAUCGGGAAGAGCAGCGCGGAAGGCCGCUCUCACACCAUGUGCAUAGAGGGCACGCCAGGCUGUGAGAACCCGAAGCCCAGCCUGACAGAGCUGAUGGUCCUAGAGCACGGGCUGUACUCGGGGGACCCUGUCUCCAAGGUUCUGCUGCAGCCGCUCACAGGGCGGACCCACCAACUUCGCGUGCACUGCAGCGCCCAGGGCCACCCAGUGGUGGGUGACUUGACCUACGGACGGGGCGGCGGCUGGGAGGAGCAGCCCUUCCGGAUGAUGCUGCAUGCACUGUACCUGCGGGUGCCCACCGACGUAGAGCGUGUGGAGGCCUGCACACCCGACCCCUUCGUGCCCGCGCUGGAUGCGUGCUGGAGCCCACACACCCUUGUGCGCCCCCUCAACCAGCUCAUCCUGGCCCUGCGGGCAGCGCCGGAUCCUGAACCAGCGGCCAGUGGUCCCCGCCCCCACAGCCCUGAGGCGACCCGCCCUACAGCCCCUGAGACGGAAGCCCAACGGGCAUCGUGCCUGCAGUGGCUAUUGGAGUGGGCACUGGAGCCAGACAGCUGAGCAGGCAGCCAGUCAGGGUGGUGGCAGCUGGGACCCAUCCCAAGAAGGCAGGUGGCUACCCCAGAGGACAUGCAGGUAGCUGCCAGCUGCCCAUCACAGACAGGGCUGAGCCCUGCCAGGGGAUGGCCGGCAGGAGAAAUGAGUCUUAUGGCUGCCUGAGUCCCUACCCCAGGGCCCUGGACUCAGACAGGGCAGAACUGGGACUGAUCCCAUGGCCACCCAGCAAGACAGGGUACAGUGGGCCCAGGUCCCCAGCUACCACCGCACCUGCCCCUUGGGAGCCACUUGUUUUGGGCUGCCCCUCCCACCACCUCAGGCCCUGCCUACCGACUGGCCCUGCUCUGUGCCUUUGCUUCCUCGGGCUCUGCCUGGGCCCCCAGCUGCUCCCCACCCCACUGCACAUCACCACGGGGCUGCUGCUCCCCUGGGAGCCUUCGGAGGCCCAGCCUGCUGCCAGCUCUGCCCACUCCCACCCAGCCCGCCAGACUCCGUCCCUGUCUUCCUGUAAUGUGCCAACCGCAGCUGAGCUCCGGGGAUUAAAGAAACUCACUGAGA
This is a messenger RNA of Echinops telfairi (small Madagascar hedgehog), 1495 nucleotides long. RefSeq names its product RNA pseudouridine synthase domain containing 1 (gene RPUSD1). NCBI's taxonomy places the organism in Eukaryota, Metazoa, Chordata, Mammalia, Afrosoricida, Tenrecidae. The transcript has 6 exons. Gene Ontology annotation, molecular function: pseudouridine synthase activity; RNA binding. Gene Ontology annotation, biological process: pseudouridine synthesis. The coding region runs from base 41 to 940 and encodes 299 amino acids. The record is from RefSeq and is a predicted model, not a curated record.